AUGGCCGAACCCACCGACCAGCAGCAGGGCGGCAACCCCGCCCCCGUCGACGAGACGCCCAUCUCGCCUGUCCGCCCCGACAACGCAAGGAAGAACUCGCUCGAGAACCAUCUGAUGCAUCGGCCGAACCGUUCCGAGCUGGUAGAGAAGAACAUCCUCCCCGAAUCCUCGGCCGCACCCGGGUUGCUUGCCCACCAGAGAGAGCUCGAAAGGAGCAUGCUCGAGGACAAGCUCAACGAUAAGAUCUCGCAUCGCCCGGAUCCCGAAGCCCUUGUCAAGGGUGGGGUGCUGCACGAGGAUCCCCGUUCUGCAGAGCAGAAGUACGAGGAGGCGAUUGAGGAGGAAUACGCCAAGCGUGAAGGAGGCGCGUAA
Molecule: messenger RNA, 372 nt
Organism: Purpureocillium lilacinum
Lineage: Eukaryota; Fungi; Ascomycota; Sordariomycetes; Hypocreales; Ophiocordycipitaceae
Biological process (GO): positive regulation of transcription by RNA polymerase II
Cellular component (GO): nucleus
Molecular function (GO): transcription coactivator activity
Source: RefSeq, a predicted model, not a curated record